This is a messenger RNA of Leguminivora glycinivorella, 1326 nucleotides long. RefSeq lists its product as uncharacterized. Lineage: Eukaryota; Metazoa; Arthropoda; Insecta; Lepidoptera; Tortricidae. Bases 46 to 1326 code for a protein of 426 amino acids. The transcript is spliced from 10 exons. The record is from RefSeq and is a predicted model, not a curated record.
UUAAAAAAACUCGCGUAACUUUUCUUGCAGGGUUUUGGGCUGAUAAUGGCCGAUAAAUCGAACUUUUCUAAGAGCAAGUUGGAACACUGCUCGUACAGGUAUUUGCAGCAACUUGCUAAAUCCAUGAAACUGCCAUCCAACGUGAAAAAAGUGUACCUAGUAGAAAUGAUAAAUGCAAAAAAGUGUUCCCCGGAGUCGGAGGUGCAACGAAUCAUUCAACGAGUGAAGCAGGAGCGGAAACACCUCACACAAGCCAAGAGGAGGAGCAGGCAGGCCGUAGUAACUGUAGACUCAUCAAGCUGCGAGUCAGUGUCCCCUGCUAUAAGCGACACGCCGAAACGGCCGCCGUUCAUGUUACGGUGCUCGGCGCUGAGGCAUCAAAUGAUGCGAUCACAAAACACCGAGGUCAGCACCUCACACCCCCCGAGUGACCGCGUUCUCCGUAGCUGCAACGUCAAACUCAAACCCUUCAUGAACAAGUUCGUCGAAGUGAACCAAAGGCACGUUGACAUGGUUGAGGAAGCCCCGCAGAUGAAUCUACGGAUUAUUAAGAAGUACAAGCCUAAUAUACUGGCGAAUAAGGAGAAGCAGAUUAUGCCGGUUACGCAGAUGCCACAAAUGGGUACAACACAGAUCCUAGUAAAACGCCAGAGGUUGUUAAGCGGCAUAUACCCUAUUACGAAGGAGCUGGUACCUGUAGGAGGAGUAGGGGUUCGAAACAGCGAGGGCAAGAUGUCCACGCUCACCGCCUUUAUACGCAAGCCACAGGAGAGCUAUACCAGCACACGAGAUAACAACCGAUUGAAGCGGAACAUGGAGCUGACGCUGCAAGAUAUUAUCAACGCGAAUGUGGACCAAGAUAGGAGCCUAAAUUAUCCUAAUACCAGUGCCGUCGAAGACAUACCAGACUUCACAGAAGUGACCCCAGAGACAACCAGCUCUGUGUACUAUCACAAAAAAAUCCGCGCCGAGCAAGUUAGAGAGCGGCGGAGCACUCUAAACACCAGAUGCGAGCUGCCUCGAAUCAACGAGGCAUUUCAUCAAUUCCGGGGCAACCAUAUCCGACAUGACGUUACGCAGCCGCUGUAUGUACAAGUCAGCGAGGAGUCCGAGCGAAUACUAAACUACCCACAUUUCGCCAAACGCAACACCAGCCUCCUGGAAACCAUGUACAACUUCAAGAGCAACUUCUUGACCAACCAGCCUCUCCUGCAGCUGGCCACCACUACCAACACCAAGUGCGUGUACUCAACACCCACUGUGGCCACCGCGGCUCCGCAAAGGUCUUCGACGACAUACACGGAGCCGUACAUGGCAUGUGAGUAA